AUGGACGUGAUGAGAGAUGCGAUCAACAAGUCCAACAACCGAGGGGAUCAAGCUAAACCUGCAGAUACAGGAGGCUCAGGAAUCCAUAAAAGAGUGCCCUGCAUCUUCUCUCUUGGAAAUAGCUUUAUCAGCAGCAUGAAUGAAGGAGAAGUGUUUCAUGAGAAGCAAAGGUUGGAGUUUUGCGCGAUCCACGCUCUGAACAACGUGCUGCAGGAGCGGGUGUUCACCAAAGAGUCUGCGGAUGACAUCUGCAAAAGGCUUGCUCCACAGUGUAUGGUGAAUCCUCAUCGCUCAGUGUUGGGCACAGGGAAUUAUGAUGUUAACGUCAUCAUGGCGGCUCUGCAGUGUCGAGAGCUGGCUGCAGUGUGGUGGGACAAACGCAGAGCAAUACAGAGUCUUUGUGUAUCGAAGGUCCUCGGGUUCAUCCUCAAUGUCCCGUCGCGUAUCUCUUUGGGGAUUGUCUCACUCCCGCUGCGACGGCGGCACUGGCUAGCUGUUCGCCAAGUGAUGGGACAGUACUACAACCUGGACUCCAAACUGAAGAACCCCGUCAGUAUCGGAGGAGAGGCCAACUUACGCACUUUUCUCAGUGAACAGCUUUCUCAGGAAGUGGCCGAGAUGCUCUUAGUCGUGCGAAGAGAUGUGGAGGAGGACGGAUCGUGGCUGAUAACAGAUGACCUCAAGAAGUGA
Messenger RNA from Knipowitschia caucasica, 690 nucleotides. NCBI's taxonomy places the organism in Eukaryota, Metazoa, Chordata, Actinopteri, Gobiiformes, Gobiidae. The record is from the annotation of a GenBank genome assembly.